Molecule: messenger RNA, 3339 nt
Organism: Rhinichthys klamathensis goyatoka
Lineage: Eukaryota; Metazoa; Chordata; Actinopteri; Cypriniformes; Leuciscidae
Gene: cbarpb
Product: CACN subunit beta associated regulatory protein b
Exons: 10
Coding region: 234-2855 (873 amino acids)
Biological process (GO): negative regulation of voltage-gated calcium channel activity; negative regulation of calcium ion-dependent exocytosis
Cellular component (GO): plasma membrane; secretory granule
Molecular function (GO): transmembrane transporter binding
Source: RefSeq, a predicted model, not a curated record
CAAGAGGGAGAAAGAGAGAGAGAAGCUAUGAAAACAGGUAGGUGGGCAGAAGCCGGAUGAGUAUGCAGUAGAAGCUGAAGGCUUCGCAGUCCGAGCCGUUAAACACACUGCUAUCUCUGCAUCUCAUGCACACAAACACACGCUGCCUUCAGAUAAUGGGAGAAAAGGCAGCGUCGCAGCAUUAAAGAAGCAAGGACUGCUUGGGAGGGGGGACACUCUCUCUGGCUUGGACCAUGAGCAAUGAGUCUGCCAUAUGGAACCUAACAGAACACCCCACCGACGUCCCGUUGUCGUCAGGGACACAGAAUGGCUAUGUCCUCCUGCUGGUCCUCUUGUCCAUUUUUGUCGGGGGGACAGUGGUCCUGCUCUCUGUCCUUCUGAUUGUCUGUCGUCGAUGUUGUGAAGGGGACAGACGCCAUGCGUGGUUCAUUGUUUGCCUCAGGGCUAGCGAUGACACCGAGAAAAGUAAUACCACAUAUAUUGAGGAGGCCCAGCCAGUGCAUGAGAUUACGAUUCGCAUUGAUGAGUCAGACUGCCUGUCGGCAGCCAGCUCCCACGACAUGGAGACAGAGCGUUUCCUUUCCACGGGCACAACCGGCCGCCGGGUCUCCUUCAACGAAGCAGCACUCUUCGAUCACAGCAAAAAACCACAGGAGAAAGGUCGAAGGUACACGCUUACGGAGGGCGACUUCCAUCACUUGAAGAACGCGCGGCUCACCCACCUCCACUUCCCUCCACCCGCCCUCCAGAUACUCACCAUCCACGAGUGUGAGUCAUCAGAGAACAGUAUUGCCAUGACAACGCGCCCCGUCGCUAAAUCCAGCCUCUCAAUUUUCCAGCCACCAGUGUGUUCACUGCCACAGACUGCCCUGAUCAGCCGAAGUCUCAGUCCCAGCUCUGCCCUUCCUGGCGACGCUCUCAACUCCACUGUACACACAACGUUCUGUGAGAGCAUUGCGGCGGCCGGUCCUGAGCCCUCCAGUCCAUGUCUAAUGGAGGUCAGAGGAGGAGUCGGCAGAAACGCAGGCAUCAUGGGUAAUGGUAGAGAGGGUGCAUCGGCCUCAGCCACGGCCCUGUCCUCAUCUGGAGGGGCCCCGCAGGGCCCAAUGCUGCAGUUCUUCACCAAGCUCCGCCGACACGCCAGCCUUGAGGGAGCAAGUCCCUAUUUCAAGAUCAAGAAAUGGAAGUUUGACAGCAGCCAAAGAGCUUCAAGUCUAGACAUGAGAGGCUCCCCCAAACGGAGGCAGUUCCAGCGGCAGCGUGCAGCCAGCGAGAGCAUGGACCAAGAGGAGCAUGACGCCCAUCACAUCGACCUCAUCCAAUACAUCGCUCGCACCAAGGAUGUUACCUACUGCCCCACCCGGCCCAGUCCACGCCUUCUGUCCCCCCCUUCCACACCCCCACCCUCCCUCGGCAGGUUAGAGGUGGAGGUGAUGGUGGAGCCGAGCUGCAGCAGAGCGAUGGGUCCCGGGGUGAUCGGCCUUACCUCCGAGCCCCCAGAUGAGAGUCUUGGAAUGGGCUGUCAUCAGGAGAGUUUAGAACCUCAGACCUUGUACCGUGAUAUCUGGACUCUUCGCGCCUCCCUCGAGCGGUAUGUCUCGUCCGACCAGAGCAGCAACAAUGACAAAGACUCAGUCCGUAGUGACGCAGAAAGCGUGUGCUCUAUAGGGGGUAAGACCGAGAUGGGACGACUGCCUAGGUUCCCCUCACAGGAUAUUGGGGAUGAGAUAGAGGGGGAUGCAGACUUGCCUCUAGAUGAGGGAUCGGAGAAAAGUCGUAAGCAGGAUAGUGUCGAUUCUGAAAGAGGAAGUGACGGGGAGCCAGGAAACCGCAAGCUCCUCCAGAUGGACAGCGGUUACGCCUCGAUAGAAGCACCUCCGCGUGCUCCUGAGGAGCUGCGACUGUUCGGAAGCAGCAGUAGCAGUAAAGACGGCUCCGCCGUGGAGCGCAGGCACUUCUUCAGUUCCGACCGCAAAGGGACCGUGUGCGAGAGCUUCGACACGGAGAUCUUUGAAGAAGAACUCGAAAUGGAACCAGCAGGUGCCAGUGGUGGUGUGGACGGAGUGGAAACGGACAAGAGCACCAUUCUGUGGUCCCCUUACGGCCAGAUGUUCACUCAACGGAAUGAUCAACCUCAUCCCCCCGUCCUUUCCCGCCGCGACUACAGCAUCGACGAGAAAACCGACGCACUUUUCAACGAGUACUUGCGGCACGACCCACAGUUCGAUCAGCAGGAGUCCCCGCUGCGCUCCAAGCAUCGUUCUCGCGUGCACCUGCGCAAGCAGUGGCAGCGCUCCAAACAAUACAGCGACCCCGGCCAGCGCUUCCAAACCUCUUUUGACCGGUACCGCUCUCCGCUCCGACGUGGCGAAACUGUCAACUAUCCUUUAGAGACUAGCUACCACAGCACGCUCCCACGAAUCAUUAGUGCACCCGAUGAAGAGAGCAGCGAAGGUGCAACCAGUACUCCCGAGACACCCAAGGCAGAUCAGGAUACUGCUACUGAUGUGGAUCCAGACAACAUAAGAAUAUCUUCCAGCACUGAAAGCAGUGGAACCAUCAACGAAAAGGAAGUCCUUGAGGCAUCACAGCCCCUUCCAACAAUUGACAUUGCUGGAGAGCAAUCGGUGGACCGGGAGAACUCUAGGCUAGCAUUGCCACCCCCUCAGCCUCCUGAUGAGUGUACGCACAAAUGUACAAGCUACGGCCCACAGACAAUCACAGAAGAGCUGAGUGACAAGCUAGCGGCUACCCUCGAAGAGCGGCUGUACUCGGAUCUCCGCAGGACCAGGGAACCGUCCGAGUGUAGUGCAGUGACUAUGACCUACACAUCGCCCGAUCACAGUCCAGUGUAGCAUGUGGCUCCCUUCAUCUCCUCGUACAAGAACACUUCGCAGCAAGAACAGGUCCAUAGUUUUGAUCAACAUUGGCUCUGAUCUGGAACAGGUUUACUUUGGUCAUUUAAAUGAAGUUGAAAUCAUUGUCAUUAUGUCCUAGACCAAUGGUGUAGAGGCAUUUCUUCCAUGCCCAUUGUUAAAUAAGAGCAGUUAAGGCGCAUACCUCACGUUGCUCAGUGGACCAAGUCUUAAACAAAUGAAAUGUCAAAGUCUGUUAUUAAAGCUCUCCAUUUAGCUACUCGUUGACUUCAAAAGCCAAUAUUUUCUCUGCACUAGGUAAUCCACUGUGAAUUUGGGUGCUAUUAGAUUAAAUAUUGAUUAUAUUUGUAAGUGCAUGAAUUUUAUUGCAAUGCUGCCUAUCUGGAUGUCUGUUCAUGACCCAAAUUAAUAAUAUUAUUAUCAUUUUAUUUUUAUUUUGAAAGAACAAGAUAGCCCUCUGUUU